UAUGGCAGUGUACUGAGUGGUUGGUUAGAAAUUACCGAUUUCAUAUAAAUUAGGAUUCGUACGUUUUUGUUGUAUUAAAUUUUUUUCGUUUAAUGUACGCGGUCCCAUUUUUGGGUCAUUAAAUAUAUUUGCUUCAUUUGAUGUCCAUACAUCAUACUUUCGCUGAAAAUUUGGUUUUCUUCGGAGCUGGCCUGGAUUAUUGACGUUUCAUGUGCCUGUAUAAAAUAAGCUUCCGAAUGCUGUUUGUUUCGGUGUACGCACUGAUUGUAGGUUGUGGGCGUGCGGUUUGAUUUUAUAAGUAUACCAGAGAAAUAUAGGAUAUUGUGGAAAGUGCAAUAUUGUGAUACAUUUAUUUCGUUAAUAUGUGGUACGAAUUGGCACUGAUGUGGCAAACCGGAUCGCAUCAAGGUGGAGAAAACGUGACGCUUUUAUAAGAUGGGAGAAGGCGCGCGGCGAGCGGGCGGGCGCGCGGCGUCGGGUGACACGCGUUGCGCCGCGAACUGCGGCCUGCCACUUGUUCAGUUGGAUUGAAGCGGCCGUAACCGGCCAGUAUGGAGGAGUGUAAGAAGAGAGUGCAUGGUACUAAAGUUUCGAAAAUUGCAAAUAUAUUUCAAGGAAUGCCGUCGAGGGAUGACGAAGACUUGCGUGGCGCCGAUGUGACGGUCGUGCGCACCGAGAGUCACUUGGCCAGAUUCAAUAACGCGCGAGCGUUAUUCGAGAAGUUGGGUGAAGAGAAUCGCGGCUUCCGAAUCGAGAAAUCACCUUCCGCGGCAGCAAGCUUCGCGGGCACGCGCGGCGGACAUCCGCCGGUGCCCACGCGAUCGCGCUCCAGCUCCGCAGGAUCCGUUAGUCCGCAGAGGGCCAGCGUCACCCCAACUAACGUUCUUGCGCCCGCGCUAAACGGAGACAGACUCGCCAAUGGUGCCGGGCAACCGCCGCCAAAGCCCGUCAAACCAAGCGUUUUGCCUAAACCUGAGAAACCCGAUAGACGAUUUAACAAGGAGCUCAUCGAAAAACAGAGGAAUUGGACGGCACAUUUCAAUAAGCAGCGGCCGGCGAGGUACGAACAUGAGCAAAGGCCUGACCAAAAAUUCGGUCCCGGACAAGUUGACAGAAAAUCGCCAGAAAUCGCCGAGAGGUAUGUGGUCCCAUCCCGAGUGUAUUCACCUCCGUUGUCGCCCGGCGCCACCGACUCGCAAGCAGAGCGUCCUACGACUCUUCCUUCAUCCUUAGUUACUCGUGGUGCACACGUUGCGAAAUCUCCUAGUCCUGUAAAAACGAUUGGUUCCGUGUCACCAUUGCCAAGAUCGAGUAAUACACUAUCUCCCACCGCAAGAACUUCACCAACGUUCAAGGUAGAACGAGUUUCUCCAAGCAAAGAUGGUGCACAAAAUAUUGGAAUCAACGAAAGAUUAUGUGCCGGUAAUCGAUCGCCCGUAGUUAGUGACAUAGACAGUGAUACGGCUGAAUCGGAAGCGGCUAAUAACAACUGCGUGCAAUAUCCAAAUGUGGCACCGAAGCCCGUCGAAAGAAUAUUAUCCGCCCAGACUUCUCCCGUUUCACAUUCCAUAUCAGAUCCGUUAGCCAAAAGGCCACCUCCUUCACCUCCUAUGCGAAUGCCAAGAUCUCCUCCACCUCCCAUACCUCAAGAGAAAAUCACACCUCCUCGUGACACCAUUCCUUCUGAAGCUUUCAUUGAAGACAGAGGUAUUGCUUUUCCCGAUAUUAUCGACGAUUUGCGAGUACAACCCGUACCUCCGAGAAACCGAAGAUCUCCUUCUAAAUCUCCCGUACCCCGUCCCGCAUACAACGAUAGCUCCGCCCCCACCUCUCCUCUAAGACGAAGCGCAGAUAUAUGCGAUAACGCCCGAAGAUCACCCUCCAAGAGCGGAGAUUCGGAAGAUGAAAAUUACAUUGGUUUACAAUACGGAUACGAUUCUAAUGAGAAGGGGAAGAGUAAACGACGGUCAUCAACACCCGAGUCGCCGGCAAGCGCCCUACCGGAAGACGAUGCGUCCCGGUCGCCGCUGACGUCGCCCGCAGCAUCCCCGGUGCAUGGCGUCCCUGUCACGCCGCUACUAGCGUCCCCAACACAUUCGGGCGGAGGUCGCAAGUCGUCGGAGGAUGGUGUGCGGCGUGCUUCGAGCGUGUCCGACGAGGGCGGGUUCAACGAGCCCUCGCCCGACGUCGCGGCGCUGCGGCCCGCGGAGCGCGCCCGCUCUGACCCCGACACGCUCUCCGUACUGCAGCAGGAUUCUGGUGUGGUGGUAAGCGAGGCGAGCCAGGGCUCCAUCGAGGUGCUCGACAAGUCGACCACCAGUCAAUGGAGCGUGUCGGAGGCGGAGGCGCCCUCCAGCGAUGCGGCGCAAGCUCACGACACUGACGACAAACAGCCCGACAGUAUGACGCCAGAUGAGGCUGAAAUACUACUAAGUUCCAGCAUUCUGGAGAAAAAACUUAGACAAGAGGGCCUGCUGUCGGACGAGCAGGCGCAGGAGAUCGUCGCCAUGCUGUCGCCGCACGCCCCGCACGCGCCCCACACGUCACACACCCCACACUCCGCGCACGCCCCACACGCCCCGCACGCCCCGCACGCCUCGCUCGCAAACAACGAAAACGGCGUCUCGCUCAACGACAGCUACCAGUCCGUGCUCUCGUAUGAGAGCAUGCAGUCAGUGGAUGAAAGCUACGAGUUUGUGUCACUUGAAGCGGACAAUGGCACAGCGUCCAGUGACCGUCGCCAUGACGACGAGCAGGACAGCGAGAGAGUGGAACAAGUCGAGCAGGUGGAACAGGCCCAACAACAGGAACAUGUUCCGCGCCCGGAACAUACGCAGCCGAUGCGCGUGUUCUCGACGCACUCGGUGCGGGAGUACGACCGCCGCAACGAGGACGUGGACCCCGUGGCCGCCUCCGCGGAGUACGAGCUGGAGAAGCGCGUCGAGAAGAUGCACGUCUUCCCGGUAGACCUCGUCAAAGGAAACGACGGACUUGGACUCUCUAUUAUAGGUAUGGGCGUGGGCGCGGACGCGGGUCUAGAGAAGCUGGGCAUCUUCGUGAAGACCAUCACUGAGAGCGGUGCGGCAGCGCGCGACGGACGCAUACAAGUCAACGACCAGAUCAUCGAAGUCGACGGCAAGAGCCUGGUCGGUGUAACGCAAGCGUAUGCGGCGUCAGUACUGCGCAAUACAUCGGGGCCGGUCAAGUUUCUCAUCGGCCGCGAGAAAGACCCGGAGAAUAGUGAAGUGGCGCAUCUCAUUCGACAAUCACUGGCCGCCGAUAAAGAGAGAGAAGAAAGAGCGGCAAGAGAGCGGCAGCGCCGGCAGCAGGCGGAGGAGGAAGACAGCAACCAGCAGUCGUCAGCCGAGGCGGCCGUCGCGCAAGCACGCCACCCCGAAAUCAACGAACUGCGCGCCUUUUUGCAAGAGCUGGUGGGUAUGGAGGCUGGCGGUGGUCGCGGGGAGGAAAUCAGUUCGCGCGUGCGUGAGUGGUGCUCGCGUCGCGCACCCCCGCCCCCCUCACAGCACGCGCUCGCCCGCGCCGCUGACGCACACAGAAAAUACGAUAAGGCGCGCCGUGCGUUGCGCGGGUGGCGACGUACGCGGGCGUUGGUGCGCGCGCGCGAGGAGUGGUGGAGCGGCACGCUGCGGGACGCGCACCGCGAGUACGCCACCGCGCUCUCCGCGCUGCACGACCGCGUCGCCAGGCUCGAGGUCUUGCUGCUUGAGACGCAGAAGAAGGCGGGACUACCCGUGAUGCUGCCGCACGAGCCGUCCGCGCGCCGCGAGACUCCGCCCCUGCCCCGACGACCGGACCCCGAUCCGCUAAUGAUUGAUGAUCCAUGGAGUUCGGACAGCGAUCUAUCAGACUUAUCGCCGAUAGAGGACGAGUAUGCGAAAGUGGACAAGUCUGACAGGCGACAGCGCGAGGCGCCCGACAUCGGCGACGUGACUGCACCGGCCACCGUCGCCGACACCCGGCCCCCCGUCCCUUACGAC
Papilio xuthus (Asian swallowtail) is the source of this 3998-nucleotide messenger RNA. RefSeq lists its product as uncharacterized. Gene Ontology annotation, molecular function: actin filament binding. The transcript has 16 exons. The record is from RefSeq and is a predicted model, not a curated record. Gene Ontology annotation, biological process: neuron projection development; actin filament organization; calcium-mediated signaling. The annotation marks the transcript as partial. Gene Ontology annotation, cellular component: cytoplasm; dendrite; actin cytoskeleton. Lineage: Eukaryota; Metazoa; Arthropoda; Insecta; Lepidoptera; Papilionidae.